GAGAAGGGGGAAGGGGAGAGAGAAGUGGCAACACUGUAGCCACCAUAACAACACACUGAGACGCGCCGCGCACACCCAACCUUAAGGCUGGGAAAUAUUGGCUCCUGCUCCUCCUGCAGCGUCGCCUGCUGUCCCUCGGUGACGGUGGCCGCUCCUCCUCAAGGCUGUGAGGGAAUGAAUAAUGCAAGAAUGAAGAUAAAACAGAAAAAUGUAUAAAGAGAAAGAAGAAACUUUUAGAGAUAUUUGUAUUUACUAAGGGUGUAGGCAAAAUUUGAAAUCCAUUCCCAAGGAAUUUCUUGGAAUAGUUUCCCAUAAUUGGACAGGAAACCUAUCAGGCUUAUUGAGGACCCCCUAGACUAGCUACUGACUUUCACCAGGAUGCAAGCCACAACAGUUGCCUGGCUUCCCAGUACCUAUUUACUGCAAGGGGAAACAUAGGUAUCAAAGGAAAGGAAACAUUGCCAAAAAACACUUCUGUCCUGCCCUACGAAUUGAACUGUGCUGACCCCUUAUGUGACAGGUAAAAAGAAAGGUAGAAAAAAUAGUAAAUUAAAUGUUUGUUCAACUUGGAAACGAUGAAUAAUAUGUUUUCUGUGGACUGCACUUACCGGACUCCUCAAGAUGCUCCAGCCUACUCGCCGUCCGCACAGCCGGAGGAAAAAGAACCGGUGGUGCCACCAAAUAACAGUAAAAGUUUUGUAUGCAAGUGUAGCAAGGUAUUUUCAAAUAAAGCCGAUUACACACGGCACAUUCGAGUUCAUACUGGAGAGAAACCUCAUGCAUGUACCAUAUGUGGAAGAGAAUUUUCCCUGAAAGGUAAUCUUACGAAGCAUAUGCAGCUUCACACGGAGCAAAAAAGAUACUGUUGUCCUGACUGUGCUAAAACAUUCCAUAAAAAAAUUUAUCUUCAUCAGCACAUGAGGAUUCAUACUGGUGAGAAGCCUUUCAAAUGUACACAUUGUGAGCGAGCAUUUUCUUUAAAAAGUAACCUUGUUCAUCAUGUUAAGCUGCACACUGAUAGGAAAUCAUACAAGUGUCCGGAAUGUGACAAACUUUUCCUCAAGAAGAGCUAUCUUGAUCAGCAUUUGCGGACACACACUGGUGAUAGACCUCAUAAGUGUGAAGAGUGUAAUAAAGCAUUUUCACUAAAGGGCAACUUAGUUCAACAUAUGAAAAGACAUAGUGGAGAAAAGCCUUACUCUUGCCCUGAAUGUGGGAAAUCAUUUGCCUUGAAAGGGGACCUGAAAGAGCAUGAAAGGGUGCAUGCUGUUGAAAAAUAUUCCCAAUAUGUGGAGACCAUACGAUGUUACCAUAUUCAAGAUGUGGGCCAACAAGAGCCUUCUAUAGCAGAACUAAAAUUAUUAUUUUAUUUAAACGACUUUGAAAGAAUGAGUAAUAUGAUGUAUUCUUUAAACUGUACUUAUCCAACUCAAAGCUCUCCGGUGUUUUCACGGCCCAUACAUCCAGAUCAAUUGAGGCUACCACCUGUUCAUGGUAAAAAUUUUGUAUGUAAGUGUAGUAAAAUAUUUUCCAAUAAAGCCGAUUUUACACGGCACAUAAGAGUUCACACUGGAGAGAAACCUCAUGCAUGUACUGUAUGUGGGAGAGAAUUUUCCUUGAAAGGCAAUCUUACAAAGCAUAUGCAGCUUCACACAGAUAAAAAAACUUAUUGUUGUCCUGAUUGCACUAAAACAUUUCACAAAAAAGUAUAUCUUCAUCAACAUAUGAGAAUUCAUACUGGAGAGAAACCUUUUAAAUGUACACAUUGUGAUAGAGCAUUUUCUUUGAAAGGCAACCUUGUUCAGCAUGUCAAGCUGCAUACUGAUAGGAAGUCCUAUGAAUGUCCAGAGUGUGACAAGCUUUUCCUCAAGAAGAGCUAUCUUGAUCAACAUUUGCGAAUACACACUGGUGAUAGACCUCACAAAUGUGAUCAGUGUAAUAAAGCAUUUUCACUGAAGGGCAACUUAGUACAGCAUAUGAAAAGACAUAGUGGAGAAAAGCCUUUUUCUUGCAAUGAAUGUGGGAAAUCUUUUGCUUUGAGAGGGGCCCUAAAAGAGCACGAUAAAGUACAUGGUGGUGAAAAGCCUUUUAUAUGUACAGUUUGUAAUAAAGCAUUCAAAAAGAAAGUUUAUCUUGUGCAACACACUCGAGUUCACACUGGCGAAAAGCCCUUUUCUUGUACUGAAUGUGGCAAGUCAUUUUCACAGAGAAGUAUUUUGAAUCAGCACAAGAAGCGACAUCGAGAGCAAUCCUUCAAGUGCGCGGAUUGUCAUAAACUGUUUCUUAAAAAUAUUUACGUCCCCAUAAAAAAACAGAAUGCGAGACUCGGACCUUUCAGGUGCAGUGAUUGCGAGGAGGAAGAACAGGAACAUCUUGUGAAGCCCGACUUUGAUGACAGUAUGUUGAAUGACGACGAAGGGGCCUACACCUGCAAUGCCUCGGACUCAGAUUGCCAUCCAAAUUCUUGUCUGUCUCACGACGAAACAAAAUAUUUUGAAAAUAUUGAUAUGUCUCUCGGUGAGAAAAGGUGUACAGAUAUUUCAAAACCCGUAAACAAUAGUGAUGACAUACCACUUUCUGAGUGCAAUAUUAGAAACUUGGUUUCCAAAAAUGGUAGAAAAUUGAGUGAACUAAUACAUUCAAGCCAUCUCAAUCUGGACUGUGCCGAUUUAACCAAGUUUCAAAGCAGUUCACACAAAUCCAGUCAUGCAGACCAUAUUCCCAAUAAUUCCUAUUGGUGCCCUUCUGGGAGCACCUCAUUGAAGAGAGUGCAUGUUGACCAGCUCACCAUGGCAGAAGGUGAAGAAAUGUUGUAAAAGAACAUUCUCUACUGGAUGCAAGAUUAUUGGUAAAUAGUACAAAUUGUCAAAGUGAUGAUGUUUGUUUUGUAAUGCUUUUUGUAUUUAAAAUUAUUAUUUUGUUCAUAAAUUGAUAAAAUUCUAGAUUCUCUUUUAUAAGUGUCAUAUUUCAUGUGAUUUUAUAAAUUAUUUAAAGAUUAUGCUAAUGAACAUGUUUCUGAGCUGGAACCCCUGGCUGCUCCCAAGCUAUUGGCUAGAGUUCAUCUCGGAUGAAGGAUGCCAGAGGAAAGAGUUCUGAAUUAUCUAUCAUGGCAGUCACUUUUAGUCAGUCACUGUGGCAGUCACAGUCAAAACAACCUACUCAACACCUCUUUGAAAUUAUUAUUGGGUGUUACCAAUAAGCAAUUAUUGCUUUGCAAGCUGCUAAUUACCAAUAAGCAAUUAUUGCUUUAUAGCUGCUAAUGAGCUACCCAUCAUCUGACCACCAGUAACUGGCGGCUCCAGCUACACUAUACUACAGAGGAACCGGCAAUCUCAUUUUCUGCCUAACAGUCCACCUCUACAAAUAUUCAGUGCUUAGCUCACUUCAUGGCAUGGUUACUAUUUUGAGUGUCUAGAUAUCUCAUUCCUCCAUUGUCAGAUUAAAUUUCAGGGUUAUCGUUUCUGGCGGAGACUAUACAGUACAAAGACCGAGGGUGCCAGAGUUUUGUGUGUUGACAUGGCUUCACUCCUCUUGAGCUGGCCACUGUCUUUCCAGUGCCUUUUGAGACCUAGUCUUGGGCCUACACUGAGACUGUACUUGCAUUGUCUCCUUAGAAGAAUUGUGUAAUAGAAGUUUCAUUUUUGAUAAUUUGUGAGUGAAUGUUUUCACACUUGCUUUUAUUUUAGGAAGGGGUUACCAUAACCCUUCCCUAUCAUGAAGUCCGUGGGGUCAAGUGAGGUCAUUCUGGAUUCACCCCUCCUUGUAUCUUGCCUGCUGGUUUGGGUAUUAGCUUGGGGUCUAGGCAAUAUGAUUCAUCCAAGGUUCAGGAAUUGGGUAAGGUUUUGUGCUGGACACACAUUACCACAUUCGUGUUCAUUGCAUUGGGCUUAACCUGGCAUCAAGACUGUUCACCAAGCUCAACUGCGAUUCUGCAGGUGUCUCGGCUCUACAGUGUAUCUCCCCUGGCCCACCCCAGCUAGUUGUGCUUGUCUGCUAGAUAGGGCUAUGGUAUGUGGGGGCCUGUAGUGGUUGGGAGCUGAUUUGGCAUACUAGGUCGAUAUAUCAGACACACUCUCUCCCUUCUUCAGGGUUGAAUUGGCUUGGCAGUGAUGCCUGACUCAGAGGAAGUCCAUGCAGCUCCUGGGUCACCUGAAUUUUAACUAUGUGGUCUGUCCUCUAGAGCAGCAUUUUUAAAUCUUUGUACCCUUGAAAUAAUUCUGGGCCAUACUUUAGAUAAACACACACACACGGAUUUCAUGGUCAACCGGGGGAGAUGACAGUGUCUUCUAUCGUCUCCUAGUUGACAGGAGGAGAAGGAGCAGUAGAGGCUGUGCCGCCUCUACUGCCCGUGCUUGUUUUGAUGGCCUGGGCUUCAGGUGAGGUGGCCAGCCUUCUGGUAGGGUGGCAUAGCCAAAACUUCAUCCGGCGGUGGCUAGAUGAUGGGUAACUCAGCAGCUGAGCUAAGUAGUUUGCUAAGCUAUAAUUUACUAUCCGAUGACACCAAUUAUAGUUUGGAAGGGGGUGUUGAGUGAUUUGUUUGAUCAUUUUUUGUCUAAUUGAGUACAUAACUACUUUGGUGGAUAAUUGAGAAUAUUCUCCUCUGGCUUCCCUCUCCAAUCACAGGGCUCACAUGGACACGGCAGUUUUAAAAGGUAUUUGUUAUGGUGGGGUGAAGGAGGUCACAGUGGGCCUAGAGUGAAUUCUGGCUAAUAGCUCUGAAAGCAACCGAAUUGCUGCUUAGAAAAGCGUUUCAUGUCGCUCAAUGCCCUAUGUUAGUUUAUAAUUUUAUUUAAAUACAGUAUUUUUUAUUUUA
Molecule: messenger RNA, 4813 nt
Organism: Procambarus clarkii (red swamp crayfish)
Lineage: Eukaryota; Metazoa; Arthropoda; Malacostraca; Decapoda; Cambaridae
Source: RefSeq, a predicted model, not a curated record